This is a messenger RNA of Diutina rugosa, 369 nucleotides long. RefSeq lists its product as uncharacterized. The coding region runs from base 1 to 369 and encodes 122 amino acids. The record is from RefSeq and is a predicted model, not a curated record. Lineage: Eukaryota; Fungi; Ascomycota; Pichiomycetes; Serinales; Debaryomycetaceae. The transcript has a single exon.
AUGCAAUUCAAGUCUAUCGCUACUCUCGCCAUCGUUUCGGUCGCUGUCGCCGCUCCCCUUGCCUGUGAAGACGGCUCGUGCCAAAACGGCUCCGGUAACAUCCAAGGCAUUGGUGGUGGCCAGGGUCAAGGUCAAGGUCAAGGCCAAAUUGGUGGUGGCCAAGGCCAGGGUCAAGGUCAAGGCCAAGGCCUCGGUGGCGGUGUUAGUGUUGGCGGUGGCCAAGGUCAAGGCCAGGUCUCUGGUGGCGGUUCUACCACUGUGGUCCAAGAGGAACAAGGCGGUGGUAAGUUGAACAACCCCUUGGGUCCCGUGGGUGCUAUUGCUGCUGCCAUCUGGGGGUGUGCCAUGUCGAUCUUGGGCACUGCCUAA